AUCAUAAAACAUGUCCAAUACUAUUAAUAAAGAGUCUUCCAAUGAAUUUGAUUCCAAAUAUGGUAUUUUGGAUUUAAAUACGCCUCCGCAUGCUCUGAUGUGUGGCCUCUAUAAACAAAGUUUCGCGUACUACACUUUGCGCUCCCGCUUGCCAAUAACUCUUACGAGCAUAAUCGACGGUAUAACUAAAGACAAAGAUGAUUUGGUGUCAGAGUUUGGUGAGGAGUCAAGGAAGGAAAUGAAACAUAUUAUUGGGCAAAUAUCUAAAUUGAAAUAUCAACUACAAACUGACAAGACGCUGGAACAAUUCGAUGGAAAAGAGCACGACAAAGAAGACUGGAAUCAGUUUAUAGAAAAUUUAGGCGAUGGAAAAAACAGCUUUUUCAAAACGUGUUGGCUCUACGCUGAAUGCUAUAUGUAUCGCCGGUUGUCUUCUUUUUUCGAAAACUCUCUAUCGUUAAGCAAAUUUGACUAUUUUGCAAACCAAAAGAGGAAUGCCCUUGUUAAAUCUGUUGAAUGCAUCGAAGAAAUAUUGAAUGUUGUUCAAGGAAUUGACUGUACUAGCGAUUCUUUUAAGUUAAUGCUAAAGCUUAAUUUGUGGGGAAAUCGCUGCGACUUGUCCAUAACGUCCGGUAAAGAGGUUCAACUUGAAGGCAACCCCUUUGAUUUAGUGCGCAGCUUUGACCAUAAAAUUAUCAUUGAUGAUUCGAGCUUUGUUAUUGAGUGCCUAAAGUCUGAAAAUCCAAAUAAACCUGCUAUAGUGGAAUUCAUUUGUGAUAAUGCCGGUUACGAGCUUUUUACGGAUUUCGUACUUGCCGACUAUUUAAUCAAAUCUGAAAUGGCUGAUAAAGUUCGUUUUAAUUUAAAAGCCAUUCCAUGGUUUAUUUCUGACGCCACAAUUAACGAUUUCAAUUGGACUCUACAAUUUCUACAAAACCACAGUGUACCUAUUCUAAAAGAAUAUGGUAUGAGAUGGCAAAGAUUCAUUAAUGAAAGUAAAUUUGAAAUAGCACCAUUAGAUUAUUUUUGGACAAGUCCAUAUGAAUACUAUCGAAUGCACGAUGUCAAUCCAAAUUUAUACGCCAGACUUUCAGAGGCCAAUCUUAUUAUUUUCAAAGGAGAUCUCAACUACCGGAAGCUAAUAGGAGAUUUCUCUUGGGACUUCACCGAGUCAUUUGUAACAUGUCUUAGAGGUUUCAUGCCAACUAAUCUUGCUAGCUUACGAACUGUUAAAGCAGAUUUGAUUUGUGGCCUUUUGAAAGGGCAAGCAGAAAAUAUGUUCAAAACUAAUAAGAAUUGGAUGACAACUGGCGAGUAUGGUACCAUACAAUUUCUUGCAAAGUCGACUAUUCCUACAGAAAGUAGUCAUUAACUUACAAUAUGUAUGAUCGGAAAUAAUAUCAAUAACUACCAAAAGUAUAGUUUUAAACUACGAGGCUAAUUUAAUAUCUCACAAAUUUUUAUGCCCUCGGCAUUUCUAGUCUGUUGAAGUAUGUUUUACAUCAAAAACGAAUGAGAUAUGAACGUAAAUCUUAAAAUUGGUUCACUUCAUCUGAAAAAUUUUUGUCGAAUUUAAUAAAAUGCUUAU
This is a messenger RNA of Rhagoletis zephyria (snowberry fruit fly), 1588 nucleotides long. RefSeq names its product protein-glutamate O-methyltransferase-like. Gene Ontology annotation, molecular function: phosphatase activity. Gene Ontology annotation, biological process: DNA damage response. NCBI's taxonomy places the organism in Eukaryota, Metazoa, Arthropoda, Insecta, Diptera, Tephritidae. Gene Ontology annotation, cellular component: nucleus. The record is from RefSeq and is a predicted model, not a curated record.